This is a messenger RNA of Lolium rigidum, 1660 nucleotides long. Its product is annotated as eEF1A lysine and N-terminal methyltransferase. The transcript has a single exon. Lineage: Eukaryota; Viridiplantae; Streptophyta; Magnoliopsida; Poales; Poaceae. The record is from RefSeq and is a predicted model, not a curated record. The coding region runs from base 8 to 1426 and encodes 472 amino acids.
GCGUCCGAUGUCGUUGUGCUCGGAGCUGGGCCGGCUGCAGCUCAUCGAGCCCUCCCGCUUCGUCACAUUUUCCUUCCCCAACCCUCUCCUCCACGACGCCUCCAACCCUUACGGCGACGGCGACGGCGACCACGCGGAGUACCUCCGGGUGGCCGUCCUCGACGCCCCUCUCCCCGCGGCGCCGUCUCCGCCCGCCCCACGCACGGCAGCGAUGCUCGUCCCGGCGGGCCGGCACCGCGACUGGAUCUUCUCCACCCGCGCCGGGCAGGUCCACCUCCUCCUCUCCUCCCAGUCGCAGUGCCCGUUCUCCCGCCUCAUACUCGUCGGCCCCGAGCUCUCCGCGCCUUCCCCUCUGGUCUUCUCCUGCGCCGCCGCCCGCCCGGACCCGGAUCCUGCCCACGCGCGGCUCCUCCCGCUCCUCCUGUCUCUCUGCCCCCGUGCUGCAUUUGGGGGCAAUCGCAUCCCUGACGUCCCCCUGCUCUCCUUCCACGACGAUCUCCUCCGGCUUGUUCCCGUCCACGCCGUCGCCGGCCCGGUCGUCGGCGAGAUGCUCGUCGAGGACGUGACCGUCGACUGCGCCCCUGCUCCGGCCGAGCUGCGCCGGAGGCUGCGUUUCAAGCGCACGCCGUGCCUUGUACAGACCCAGGUGCGCCUUGCUCGACCAUCGUCCGCCGCUGCUUCUGAUUCUUCUCCGUUGUUGGAAGCAUUGGACGAGGGGCUUGGUAGGUCGUUACAGCCGCAGGUGGGUGGACAGCUGCUCCAGCCUUACCUCCAGGCCAUGGUUGCCGGCCUCGCAGUGAUCGCCUCAUCCGCGGAGGAGAUCGUCCGGUCAGGUGCAAUGCCAAGGUGUCUCUGUGCUGGCCUUGGUGGUGGAGCUCUUCCAAUGUCCAUCAGAAUGGGACUUGGCUUCGAUGUUCUCGGCGUCGAGGCUGAUUGCGUUGUCCUAGACGUCGCGAGGAACUACUUUGGGCUGGUGGAGGAUGAGUUCCUUCGUGUCCGUGUCGGCGAUGCUAUUCAAGUGAUUCAGGAUUUUGCGCGUCGAGAGGAGCCUGAUACGACAAACUUCAGUGCGGUCAUGGUGGAUCUUGACUCCUCCGAUGCUAUGUGUGGCGUGAGCGCGCCGCCGCUGGAGAUGGCUCAUGGAAGCAUCCUUGCUGCUGCACGCAGGAUUCUGCAUCAGCAUGGAGUGUUGGUGCUGAAUGUGAUCCCUCCUGCUGCUGAUGGAUCCUUCUACAAAGCGCUGAUCGAUGUUCUUCGCCAGGUCUUCUCUGAGUUGUAUGAAAUAGAUGUUGGGAAUGGUGAGAAUUUCGUUCUCGUUGCCACGGUGUCGCCGACCGAGACCACUAGCACUGUUCAAUCAGGGCAGUUUCUGACGGAGUUGAGGAAAUUAGCUGGGGAUUUUCUGGAACAUAUAAGGAAAAUUUGACACCCUGAGUCGUUAAUGUAUCGCUGCUUGAAGUAUUCUCAAGGGAAAUAUGCUUUGUGUGGGUGUUUAUACACAUCCCUGAGAUGAUGACUGUUAGAAUUUGGCAGUACUGAGAGGAGCUCAUUUGAGCACUAUACUAGGGUGCUGCUGAGUUCGCUGAUGUAGUUACCUUGCUGAUGUACUUCUGUUCUGAUCAUAUUUAACUGGACAAAUAAGUAGCAAAUGCCUUCGCAA